Molecule: messenger RNA, 1177 nt
Organism: Fonticula alba
Lineage: Eukaryota; Rotosphaerida; Fonticulaceae
Exons: 1
Coding region: 388-756 (122 amino acids)
Source: RefSeq, a predicted model, not a curated record
GGGGGGGGGGAGCUGCAUGCGCGGUCGCAGGCGCAAGAAGCAAGGCCAGGGGACUAGGGAAGGCGUGACCGCAGGAAGUCCGCCGUCGGGCUGCUGGCGAACCCCUGCCGGCUGGCGAGCAGGGCCUGCUCCACGGCCGCCGCCGCCCCGGGCAACGAGCCCACCGUGCUGGAGAAGACGGGCACAGGCCCGGGGCUGGCCCUGACGCCGGUGCCGCCGCCAUCGCCGCCGGUGCCGCCGCCGCCGUCGCCGCCGACAGCGGUGACUCCCGACAGCUCGGGCCCCGUCGCCAUGGCCAGCUGCAGGGCCCGGUUGACCGGCCGCUGCUCGUCGGCGGACAUCGUCCCCGAGGGACCCUGGUAGCGGAACCGACUGAGCAGCUGCUCCAUGGAGGCCUGGCCCGGAACCGGCGAGGCCGGAACAAAGCCCCCACUCGAGCCAGGGGUCUUGCCUGUGCGCGAGCCCGCCCGCAAGGGCCCACCGCCAGCCGCCGACGAAUCGCCAGCCUCACACAUGGCCAUGUCGCCUCCCUCCUCCGAGCGCCCGGCCGGCUCCCCGGCCGAGGGCGCACCGAGGGAGGCAGCGCGCCCGCGCGUGCUGGCCAUCAUGCCAAUGACCUGUGCCCGGGACAUGGUGCCAGGAUCAAGCCCGGCCGGGCUCCGCGGGCCAGAGCGCGCACGCUUCCACCGGGCAUCCAGGUCGUCCACCACCGGGGUCGGGGACCCCGGCGCAUGCAGGCGCAUCUGCGCAAAGUAGGCACUCGGGGAGAUGGGCGACGCCGACACCUCAAGCUCGAGCCCCACGCUGUCAGCCUCGCCGCUGGACACCCGCGGGGACAUGGCCCCUGCAGACCCCCCGGCCCAGGGCGACGCCCCAUGCACACCGUCGGCCCCGGCCCCGGGCCCCACGCGCUGAGCCGACCGUGACCGCGGCAGCAGCCCGGUCCCAGCCGGCCCGGCUGCCCGCUGGUGGUGCCGGGUGCCCCGUGCAAAGAGCCGCGUCGAUGCCGACUCGCGAUUCAAACUCCCGGGCGAGGAGAAGGAGCUCAGCAGCAGCGACCCGCUCGGGCUGCUGGUGGAGUCGCCGCUGGAGUGCGACCGAGGGAAGCCCCCGGUACCCGGGGCCCCGCCGGGCCGCCUCCCGGACCCCGGGGUCGAUCCCGCCGAAAAGUAACUGA